GGUUUCUGGGCCCGAGGGAGGGAAAAAUGGAAUGCGUUGUGCAAGGGAUCAUCGAGGCUCAGCACGUAGAAGCUCUGGAUGUGCUGCUGCAAGGCCUGUGCGAGGGACAGCGCGAGGCUGUCAAAACCCACGAAAUAUGCCUCAAGAGUAAGCCGAUUUCCUCUUUCGCGGAUUCUAGAGCUUUGGAAUCUCUUGAAACAGGCACCGUGGCUUCGGAGCUCCAUCUACUGUGUGAUCUCUCCAAGCGACCUCACAUUUGGACUGUGAAGCACAUAGGAGGAGCAAUGAGAGGCACUGGUGCCGAGCAGCUGCCCGCCUUGGUACGCAACAUUGUGGAGUCCAAGAUGAGCAACAAUGCGCUUCGUUUCUUCUACGCCGUUGGCUACAAGAUGGACUACGAGCUUCUCCGCGAUGGUUUUGCGUACCGCUUCCAGAGAGCCUUCCCGAUCACGGUCACGGUAACUUCAGUGUGUAGGCUUCCCAAGCAGCACUCGAUCGACGAAGCGACACCCGUCACUCCAAACAUCCAGCUCGUCGAGGUUACGGCUCCCGCUACCGCUGACAACUUUAGCGAUGUUGUCCCGGCAAUCUCCUCCUUUGCCGAGCACCUCUCCCCGCUUGUAAAUUUGUCCAAGCCUGGAAGCUUUGCAGGGAUCGUUUCCACGGCCUCCACGGCGGCGGCGUCAUUGCUUUCGCGAAGUGACAGGCUUGAGCAUCGCGUUUGAAUCAUUGCAAAGAUAUUUGGUUAUUAUAACGCGCUUUAACAUACAUACA
Selaginella moellendorffii is the source of this 774-nucleotide messenger RNA. RefSeq names its product mediator of RNA polymerase II transcription subunit 18. The record is from RefSeq and is a predicted model, not a curated record. Gene Ontology annotation, molecular function: transcription coregulator activity. Gene Ontology annotation, biological process: termination of RNA polymerase II transcription; regulation of transcription by RNA polymerase II. NCBI's taxonomy places the organism in Eukaryota, Viridiplantae, Streptophyta, Lycopodiopsida, Selaginellales, Selaginellaceae. The transcript has 4 exons. Bases 27 to 725 code for a protein of 232 amino acids. Gene Ontology annotation, cellular component: core mediator complex; mediator complex.